GCUGCAUAAGGACAUUUUUUGUUUACGCCGCAACGUUUCGAGCCGGCCUUGUGAGUGAUCGGAGAAGAAGGGAGAAGCGUUUCUGGGAGUCAUCUCGUAGUUCCUCGUGUCUGAGAGAUCUGGGGCCUUCGAUUUGCCUGGUUGGUGUCCGGAUAGCCGAGGCGGUCCGGUCAUGUCGUCGCCGUCGGCUGGAAAGAAGAGGAUGGACACAGACGUAGUCAAACUAAUAGAGAGCAAGCACGAGGUGACAAUUCUAGGAGGACUCAACGAGUUUAUUGUCAAAUUCUUCGGACCUUCUGGAACACCCUAUGAGGGAGGAGUUUGGAAAGUACGGGUGGACCUACCUGACAAGUACCCAUUCAAAUCACCGUCAAUUGGUUUUAUGAAUAAGAUAUUCCAUCCUAACAUAGACGAAGCGUCCGGUACGGUGUGUUUAGAUGUUAUCAACCAAGCAUGGACAGCUCUCUAUGACCUAUCCAACAUAUUCGAGUCGUUCCUUCCCCAACUGCUAGCCUACCCCAACCCCACAGACCCUCUCAAUGGCGAUGCCGCGGCUCUCUAUCUUCACCAGCCUGAGGAGUUCAAGGCCAGAGUAGCAGACUAUGUUCGCAAGUACGCCACGGAGGAGGCAUUUCGGAACGAGAACUGCAGUGAAUCUAGUGAGAGCGAUAUGAGCGAUUUAUCAGAAGACGAAUGUCAGGAUAUGGAGUUAUGAUCUCUUCCAUUUGAUGCCCACCAUCACCAUUAGUCCUCUUUCACAUUAUGCCGCCACAUGCCACGUUUGUAUGUAGCACACGCAUACAACACAACACACACACACAUGCACACGCAAGGAAUCAGCCAUAUUUUAUUUAUAUUCUCUCUUUCUGCCAUAAAUUUUACACUCUUUUGAAACACGUGAUUUUGCAGAGAAAAAACAAACACUCAAAAAUAUUUUGACAUGGCUCGCUUCACAUGACCCAUUGCAAGUGAACUCAAAAUCAAUGUUGUGUUGAGACAGUUUGUUGAGUGACUUUCUUUCCGCCACCUUUGACCCCUGUCCCUCUAUGACCACACCCACUCUUGGACCUUGACCUCUGGUCCUCUUGUCACCCUCGCCGUCCUCUUGAGCGCGACUGGCAGUGUCUGAGAACUCAGGUGGUAGGUGACGUUU
Molecule: messenger RNA, 1153 nt
Organism: Geodia barretti
Lineage: Eukaryota; Metazoa; Porifera; Demospongiae; Tetractinellida; Geodiidae
Source: the annotation of a GenBank genome assembly